Messenger RNA from Arabis nemorensis, 567 nucleotides. The record is from the annotation of a GenBank genome assembly. NCBI's taxonomy places the organism in Eukaryota, Viridiplantae, Streptophyta, Magnoliopsida, Brassicales, Brassicaceae.
AUGGUGGAGAGAUUCUUCCCGACGAAUGCGAGCUCCGGGGAUGGAACUCGCCGGCGGGAACAUCUCACUCUCCUCUCCGGCCCGAUUUCCUCAGGCAAAACCUCUUUGCUCUUCCAAUUUGCUAUCAAUGUAGCGACUGCUUCUGAAAGCAAUCGUGUCGUCUUCAUCUGUCGCCGGAAAAGAAUCGAAACGAAUCCUCCGUUUUUCUCUCAGGGAAUCGACACUUCCUCCGAUGUACUCAAUCGAAUUCAGAUCAAAAAUUCCAAGGGGAGUGUAAUGAAUUCUCGGGGUAGAGAUAUGGCGAUGGUUCGGACUCUUGCUCUAUGCCACAAUGCUAUUGUUGAUGCUAACAAGAAAACUGCUUGCGAACUUGUCUUAUCCGAGACUAAUCAUGGAGACUCACCGAGGUCGUUGUUCAUCUACAAACGAUGGAUCCAGACGAUCUUUACAAUAAGAGGUCAUGGCGAUGGAUCGUUUCUCUUGAGAAGUGAUGGUACAUCAGAGAAAAGCGCUAAGUAUUCGAUCGCACUGCAAUAUCUUAUCUUGGAGGAGAUGGUUAAUGGAUAG